AUGCAGGUCUGCCAAUAAGCAAGCAGGUCUGGGUAUUUAAGGUAAGGGUCGACAUCUAACAAAGUUGGGCAACCCCUACAUUGGCUUUGGUGAGCAGGAUCUGAUCCCAAGGACUGUUACCUCUUUCCUUUCUCUCGUGCAGGCUGUAAGAAACGCAAUCAUGAAGAACUGCAACAAUGAUCACAAGAUGAAAUUCAAAACGGAGGAGGAGUACCCAGACCUCUCCCAGCACAACAACCAUAUGGCCAAGGUGCUGACUAAGGAGUUGUAUGAGAAGCUGAGGAGCAAGUCCACCCCUAGUGGAUUUACCCUGGAUGACUGCAUCCAGACUGGUGUAGACAACCCAGGCCAUCCCUUUAUCAUGACUGUGGGAUGUGUUGCUGGUGAUGAGGAGUCCUAUGAGGUCUUCAAGGAUCUGUUUGACCCCAUCAUUUCUGACCGUCAUGGAGGCUACAAGCCCACUGACAAGCACGCCACUGACCUGAACUUUGAGAACCUGAAGGGAGGUGAUGAUCUGGACCCCAACUAUGUACUGUCCAGCCGUGUGCGUACAGGCCGUAGCAUCAAGGGAUACACCUUGCCUCCCCACAACAGCCGUGGAGAGAGGAGAGCUGUGGAGAAACUGUCCAUUGAGGCUCUGGCUAGCUUGGAUGGAGAGUUUAAGGGCAAGUACUAUCCACUGAGUGGUAUGACUGACGCUGAGCAGGAUCAGCUGAUCGCUGAUCAUUUCCUGUUUGACAAGCCCGUUUCUCCACUGCUGACGUGUGCUGGAAUGGCUCGUGACUGGCCUGAUGGUAGAGGCAUCUGGCACAAUGACAACAAGACUUUCUUGGUGUGGGUGAAUGAGGAGGAUCACUUGCGUGUCAUCUCUAUGCAGAAGGGAGGCAACAUGAAGGAGGUUUUCAAGCGCUUCUGUGUUGGUUUGCAAAAGAUUGAGACCAUCUUCAAGAAACACAACCAUGGUUUCAUGUGGAAUGAGCAUCUGGGUUUCGUCCUGACCUGUCCUUCUAAUCUGGGAACUGGCCUGCGUGGUGGUGUCCAUGUCAAGCUGCCCAAGCUGAGCACACAUGCCAAGUUUGAAGAGAUCCUGAAAAGGCUGCGUCUGCAGAAACGUGGCACAGGUGGUGUGGACACAGCCUCUGUAGGUGGAGUCUUUGACAUCUCCAAUGCUGACCGUUUGGGUUCCUCAGAGGUAGCACAGGUGCAGAUGGUGGUAGAUGGAGUCAAGCUCAUGGUUGCAAUGGAGAAGAAGCUAGAGAAGGGAGAGUCUAUUGAUGACAUGAUCCCUGCUCAGAAGUAAAGUGGAAGUAGUGCAUCUUUUGUAUUUUCAAAAUAAGUAAGACAUCAGACAAGGAAGCAACCAGGAAGCACCUGAUGAUUUCAAAAGACACUCUACCCAUGCCACUGCUUUGUUCUUCCUUAGUUUCUGUCAGUCCGCUCAUUAUUCCUCUUCUGUCACCCCCAUCCCAUUCUUUUUGUAACAUCUUGGGAUCAAACUGCUACACAGAUGGACACCCUUGACUAUGUGUUCACCUAAGUUUAACUCUAUUUGGAUGUAAAGUAAUUGAAUAAAUACAGCCCCAUUUAACAGA
This is a messenger RNA of Alosa sapidissima (American shad), 1592 nucleotides long. It is a transcript of the gene ckmb, whose product is annotated as creatine kinase, muscle b. The transcript is spliced from 8 exons. The record is from RefSeq and is a predicted model, not a curated record. Gene Ontology annotation, molecular function: creatine kinase activity. NCBI's taxonomy places the organism in Eukaryota, Metazoa, Chordata, Actinopteri, Clupeiformes, Clupeidae. Gene Ontology annotation, biological process: phosphocreatine biosynthetic process. The coding region runs from base 161 to 1300 and encodes 379 amino acids.